AUGUCGCUGCCUCCUCCUCCUGACCUCAACGCCGAGUGCUGGGUCGGGUUCGCGCUCGCCAUCGCCUCCACAAGCUGUUGUGGGAGCAAAAUUAAACGAAUUUCAACAGCUCUUUGCUUCACUCACAGUGCAACAAUAUCGGUCUCCAGGUGUGUGGGGGAGGAGAUGGAUGUUACUAUUAGGGAAGAGGUGUUUAGCAGGCAUGUUAAUUUCAGGUUUAAACUCCUCCCGCUGCUCGCCGAUGUAAAGGUCAUUGCUGAUCAUUUGUCUGCUGAGGAAGUUGAGGAUAUAAAGGAUAUGUUCAAGACUAUGGAUACUGCCAAUGAUGGAAUUGACAAGUCUUCUACCUCCAACCUAAAGAUUGAAGCACUUGUAUUAACAAGGCUUGUUAUGGUUUCACAUUCGCCAUCUGUGUUUCAUCCAUACAUCAAGACACUUUCUGCACCUAUAUUGUCUGCUAUCAGAGAUAGAUAUUAUAAAGUCACUGUUGAGGCUUUGCGGACAACCGCAGUUGAUUUUAAGCCAUACAUUGGUCCAAUCUAUAAUGCGAUAUUGGGACGUUUGGCCAAUCAAGAUCAGGAUCAGGAGGUAAAAGAAUGCGCCAUAUCUUGCAUGAGUUUGGUGGUCUCUACUUUUGGUGAUGGUCUUGAAAGAGAAUUACCAGCAUGCCUUCCCAUACUCGUUGACAGGAUGGUAAAGGAUACUGCUGAGGCGUACCUUGGCAAGAAGAUCAACGAUGCUGUCGUCACUGUCCCUGCAUACUUCAAUGAUGCGCAGAGGCAGGCAACCAAGGAUGCUGGUGUCAUUGCCGGCCUCAAUGUUGCUAGGAUCAUCAAUGAGCCAACUGCUGCUGCUAUUGCCUAUGGUUUGGACAAGAAGGGUGGCGAGAAGAACAUCCUUGUCUUUGACCUUGGUGGUGGUACUUUUGAUGUCAGUAUCUUGACCAUUGAUAACGGUGUGUUUGAGGUGCUGGCCACCAAUGGUGACACCCAUCUUGGAGGUGAGGAUUUUGACCAGAGGAUCAUGGAAUACUUCAUCAAGUUGAUCAAGAAGAAGUACAACAAGGACAUCAACAAGGACAACCGUGCUCUUGGGAAGCUGAGGAGGGAAGCUGAGCGUGCCAAGAGAGCCCUGAGCAACCAGCACCAGGUCCGAGUUGAGAUCGAGUCCCUCUUUGACGGGACCGAUUUCUCGGAGCCGCUGACCCAUGCCAGGUUUGAGGAGCUGAACAACGAUCUGUUCCGCAAGACUAUGGGCCCUGCCAAGAAGGCCAUGGAGGACGCUGGCCUUGAGAAGAGCCAGAUCCACGAGAUCGUCCUGGUUGGUGGAAGCACCAGGAUUCCCAAGGUCCAGCAGCUCCUGAAGGACUACUUUAAUGGCAAGGAGCCCAACAAGGGUGUGAACCAUGAUGAGGUUGUUGCCUUUGGUGCCGCGGUGCAGGGAAGCAUCUUGAGCGGCGAGGGUGGUGACGAGACAAAAGAUAUCCUCCUCCUUGAUGUGGCUCCUCUCACCCUGGGUAUUGAGACCGUUGGUGGAGUCAUGACCAAGUUGAUCCCGAGGAACACUGUCAUCCCGACCAAGAAGUCGCAGGUGUUCACCACCUACCAGGACCAGCAGACCAUUGUCUCCAUCCAGGCAUUUUCAGUUAUUGCGAAUUCACCUCUACGUAUUGAUCUCUCGUGUGUCCUGGAUCAUGUUGUUUCUGAGCUCACAGCUUUCCUUCGUAAGGUACUUGCAUAG
Molecule: messenger RNA, 1740 nt
Organism: Zea mays
Lineage: Eukaryota; Viridiplantae; Streptophyta; Magnoliopsida; Poales; Poaceae
Product: luminal-binding protein 3-like
Exons: 13
Coding region: 1-1740 (579 amino acids)
Molecular function (GO): ATP binding; ATP-dependent protein folding chaperone
Source: RefSeq, a predicted model, not a curated record